Larimichthys crocea (large yellow croaker) is the source of this 4618-nucleotide messenger RNA. RefSeq names its product cadherin 26, tandem duplicate 2 (gene cdh26.2). The record is from RefSeq and is a predicted model, not a curated record. Gene Ontology annotation, cellular component: catenin complex; plasma membrane; adherens junction. Lineage: Eukaryota; Metazoa; Chordata; Actinopteri; Sciaenidae. Bases 74 to 2905 code for a protein of 943 amino acids. The transcript has 19 exons. Gene Ontology annotation, molecular function: cadherin binding; calcium ion binding; beta-catenin binding. Gene Ontology annotation, biological process: calcium-dependent cell-cell adhesion; cell-cell adhesion mediated by cadherin; cell-cell junction assembly.
CAUUCAAGUGCAUACAAGGAAUACACGUAUUACCUACGGACACAUUACCGCACAUUUGCUGUCUGGAUAUACAAUGAGGAUCAAUCAUUUCAGUCUCUUUGUGAUACUGUGUUUGGGAGUCCAUAGGUCAGCUGGAAACUGGAUCAUUGAUUCCUUCAGUAUAGAUGAAGGCUACGAUGGAAGAUUCCCAUAUAGUCUUGGUGUAGUUAAAGUUGACAAUAAGCACACCGAAUUCAAGAUACUUGGUCAAGGUGUUGAUGUGGAACCCAAAGGCAUAUUACAAAUCAAUGAAAAAACAGGAGAGGUUACUGUACACGGCCCUGUGGACUAUGAGAAAUACAACGUUUUGAAGUGUACGUUUAAGGCAUAUGAUGUUCUAAAAAAUGUGGUGGACACCAAGUUGGGUAUUGAGAUAGUGAUCAUGGAUGCAAAUGACAAUGCUCCAAAGUUUGAAUUGGCAUUGUACAAAAUCAGCAUAGCAGAAUCAACAAUGCAAGGCACUGAAGUGAUUUCCGUUUUAGCAAGUGACAGUGACUUCACUGAGCACAAUAGGAAGAUUAAUUUUACAAUAGUCUCAGUGAAUCCUCCACCUUCAAAGGACCUGGAGUUCUAUUUAAUCCAUAAGGAUCAAACUGCAGCCAUUUCAUUUCAUGGAUGUCUGGACCAUGAGACAGCAGAUAAAUACACCAUUAUAGUGGAGGCCAAAGACAAUGGAAUAAAAAAACAGCUCUCCAGCUCCACCACUGUCAUCAUCACCAUAGAAGAUGGAAAUAAUCACGUUCCUGAGAUCAUAAAACUAACAGGUACAGGGAAAGUGAAAGAAGGUAUGGAAAAUGUUCUUGUUUCACGUCUGCAUGUUAAAGACGCAGACACCAAAGGUACAAUGGCCUGGAAAGCGCUAUAUAGAAUCCAUGGAGAUACACACAACUACUUCAAGAUAAGUACAGAUCCUGAGACAAACGACGGACUACUGUAUGUGCAAAAGCAUCUAGACUUCGAAGACAAUCCUCUAAAGAACGUGACUAUCAGUGUGGAGAAUGAAAUCUCUUCUCACUCUUGCCGGUUAAUCAGUCGCAGUAAAACUGGUGAAUGGGAAGUACAAAUGAGUGCUGGUGCCAAAGUUGGUGGUUUCUCUAUUUCUGGUGACACUAUUACUGGUAUCUCUAGUACAGGUACCACAAUUUAUGGUACUAGUGCCAGCAGCACUUUUUCUGGUUUUAGUGGUGGGAUUGUGGAGACACUAGGUAUCUCAACCUAUGUAGUCACAGUGACUGUGGAGGAUGUCAACGAGGCUCCAAUCUUCGACAAAUCUAAACUACAAGUUACACUGAGUGAAUUUGUUAAAGUGGGAUAUUAUCUGGAGACAGUGACAGCAAAAGACCCGGAUGUCAACAGUGGAAACACAUUUAAAUACAUCAUUGGACACGAUCCAGCUCGAUGGAUUGCAGUGGACCCUGUGACAGGAAAAAUAACCACAGCAAAGAAUAUAGACCGAGAGUCGACAUUUGUGGUAAACAAUAUCUAUAACGCCACAGUACUUGCUGUUGACAAUGGCAAACCUCAAAUGACAGGUACUGCGACUCUGAGCAUCAGAAUUACAGAUGAGAAUGACAACACUCCAUUCCUGACUAAAAGCACAAUUGAUAUGUGCCAGUCUGAUGGACCCUCUCUGGCCAACAUCACAGCUGUGGACUUGGAUGAAGAUCCCUAUAGUGGACCUUUCACCUUCAAGCUUCUCGGAGAUGUUGAGGGCAAGUGGAGAUUAGAAUCUAGUCAAGGGUAUUCAGUCAACCUGGUGAAAGAGAGCACGGUUCAUUCCGGAAUAUCUGACCUGUUGGUGCAAGUGUUUGACCUCCAGGAGGAGAAUGCUGUCCACAACCUGACAGUCACUGUGUGUAACUGCGUAAACCCAGCGAUGCCACACUGUACGAAUAGACAAGCUGUAAGCUCCACACCAGGUGCAGGACUACUUGGAUUAAUUUUUCUCAGCAUACUACUGAUUGCAGUAUUGCUACUUUUGGCUUUUCUGGUGUCAUGUAAGAAAAGGACUUUACCAUUUCCGGAUGAACCAAUGGGACAGGGACUCAUAAAAUGUAACAUUGAGAAACCAGGAACUGACUGCCAAGUGAUAUUUGAGGACCUAACUGACGGUCAAAAAAUAGUUACAGGCACAGAGCAGAAUAAAUUAAAGGGCAAUGCAAACACCCUACUCAUAACAGAACAACAGCGAAGGGACUACUUGCAAUGGUUAAAGGGCAAUUCAAACACCCUAAGCAUAACAGAACAACAGCGAAGGGACUACUUGCAAUGGCUUAAUCUUCAGAGUACAAUGGACUUAGCAACUGGAACAUCACAAGACCACUGGCGAAAGUUCUUGUUGGAACAACAACAUUACAACGGUUUUACACGUAGGAAUUCUACGCGUUGGACAAUGGGUGGAGUAUCAACAAUGAAGGGGAAAUAUCAGGACAAAUACUUCAGACAGAAAUGGGCAGCACAAUAUUCUGCAGAAAAUGAGAUUGCUGUCCACCGUGAAAUUCUGUUCAAAGUACUAAAUAAGGCCCAGCACACUCUUGAGGCACCAGGAGAGGAGUUGGGUGAUUAUGCUCCUCAUGUCUAUGCUGAAGAAGGAGACACAGAGACCCUCUAUGAGCUUGAUGCCAUCUCCAUUGCUGACACUUCCUUUGACCUAGACUUGGACCUGAAUCAGAAUUACAAGUUUAAUACUCUGGCUUCCAUCUGCAUGCCUUGUGAAAGUGCGGCCUGUAGUGCAAAUACUUACUAUGUAUUGGAAACAUUUAAUACAGCGACUGAGAUCCAAACUGAAAGCCAAAACACCAACAUGAACACUCAACUACUCAGUACCAAUUGUAUUUUUGAUCAAGUUAUCAAUCCUACAUUCUAAAGGUUACUUGGAUACAGUAUAACGAGGCACUUUUUGCAUAAUCUAAAAUCACUAUCAAAAGUUAUGCUAUCCUUAGCUACAUUUGAAUCAUUCCUUUGCCUUCUCUAGAGUCUCUGUCAAUGCUGGCAGACACAAGACCACAGUUCAUAAGGCAGGUUAUCCCUUCAGAGUCUGUGCUUUGUGUUACAUGUAAAACUAAAAAAGAAAAACUGUUACAUUUAUUUUGGAGUUGGCCAACAUUGUGAUUUUUAUUUAUUUAUAUGUUUUUGUUGUAUGCAGCGGGAAUACGUGUCUUGACUAAUGUACUUAUCGAGUAUGUGGACUAUUUGGAAUACUUGAGGACAAACUGAAUGUAAAUCUCUUCCUUCUUGGCAACAAGCAUGCAGAGUCAGAGAAAGGAAACAAGUCUCACUAACUGGAAAAACUGCUGUCUACCACAUUUGUAUUCAGUUAAACUUGGUUUGUUUUUGUUUGUUUAUUCCAUUAAUUCAUACAAAAGAUAAAAUUUUUUCAGUUUAGGGUUUAAGUUUUUUAGUCUUUAGUUCUGUAGGGUCUUUGGUUCAUGUUGGGUAUUUUGUAUGUUUUAAUUGUAUCUGCUUCGUGAUUUAUGCAGUCAUGUUGUUUUUCAUAUGUUCGAGUUUUAACAUUGUUGCAAUACACUAUAUUUAGGUGGAGGUUUUGGAUAAUUAGAUUUAAUGCCUCUCCCUGCACUGUUUGUUCGUUAUCCUUGUUGUUUUUGUGUGUUUUUUUGAAAGUGGAAAAUAAAAUUUGAAACUUGUGAGGGAAAAAAGACACCAGAUUCUGAUUAUGGAAAAGAAAUGAGAAAAAAGGCAUGUCAGGGUGUGUCUCCUGCAGCUAUGUGUGUUCAUGCAGGAGCUUCAGUGUGGGUACAUAUCCACUUCUCUGCAAUAAAAACUUGUAAUGACACUGCCUGAACCACACCCCAUUAACCAUGUAUUUUAAGUUUUAAUAUGGUUAAUAUAGAUAUAUAUUUAAGGUUUUCUAAAUUGGUGUGACUCUCACCUUAUGCAUUCACAAAUCUGGAAUUGCUAUAUGGACACUGAAUAUGUUGUUGACUUUAUUUAUCCACAUAAUUUUUGGGUGGUUCAUUCAACAUAAAUGAGAUUUUAAUUGUGUUUCUGUGUGAUAAAUGAGAGAGCGAGAGAGAGGCAUAGAAAGACCAGAUAUCUCUGUUCUGGGUCUUGAUAUGUGGAAGUUCUUACCUAUAAAUCUCAAAAUGCAUCAUAAAAAUUGGUCAUUUUAGCCUCAAGGUAAAACACAUUUAGAGGGGAAUGUAGUCAAGAUUAGACGUGUUUUAGUGCUGAUGUUUGUCAAAUCAACUGCUACUAUUUUUUCAAGCGUGUUUCGUAUUGCUUAAAUGGUGUAAAAAAAAAAAGAAAGAAGAGAAGGUGUAUAUGUGUAUGCAUUGCUGCAUCUUGUGGCUGUGUGUGCACAUGCUAAUUUUCUGACAUAAAAAAAAAAGGAAUGUAAAAAUGAUACCUAGCUGUUCCUCACCCUAUAUAUUAUGUAUGUGUGGUUUAUUCAACAAAAAUCUGGUUUAAAUUGUGUUUUAGUCUCUGUGCCGGGCUCGAUAUGUGGAAACUCUUACCUACAAAGCUCAAAACGGAUCAUGGAAGAUUAGAUCAUUUUGACUUCAAGUUAAAAGCAUUUACAGAGAAAUGUGGUCAUAAUAAAAAUAUGUACUCAACAGUC